Erythranthe guttata (spotted monkey flower) is the source of this 1999-nucleotide messenger RNA. The record is from RefSeq and is a predicted model, not a curated record. NCBI's taxonomy places the organism in Eukaryota, Viridiplantae, Streptophyta, Magnoliopsida, Lamiales, Phrymaceae.
CUAAAGUAGUAAAAAUAGGUAUUUUUCAACCUUAGGGUGCAAAUCGCCUUUUUAAUUUUAAUUUGAGGGUGCAAGAUGCCCUUGUUUAAUAUUUGGGGUACACUCUGCCAAAUUAGCCAUACAUUGGGGGUGCAUAAUGCAAUUUAGCCCAAAUUAAAGUUUGAUUUUUUGAAGAGGGGGAGUGUCUGAUCACUGAUGAAAUCAAUUUUCCCUCUUCUCUGCUGAAAAUUGAAAUAACUUCAAAUUAGGGUUCUUCACUGAAUACAAGUAACAACAAUCCCGCUCGUCUAUCUUCCAGAAUAAUAAUAAUAUUGAAUGCCGCUGUUCAAGAAGAAAUUUACUGCUCGGAUGAGUAGCUUUUGGUAGUCAAAUGCUUAACGGAGAGAAACCAUGAUAAUUUCGGGUCCGUUAAAUUCACCAAUUUGGACGGCCCCUGAAAUAGCAGAGGCCGUUAAUGGAAGAAUCGUCAGAUGGGCCCCACCCGGUUCAGUCUCCACCGAUACUCGGUCCAUUCAUCCGGGUCAAUGGUUUCUUCCCCUUGUCGGCCGAAGCUUUGAUGCACACACCUUCAUAACCCCUCAAUUAUCCGCCAAAGGGGUUGUUGGAGUCAUCGGCAACCGCGUCUGCGAAAACUGGGACAUGGGUUUUGUUCAAGUUGAUGGCAGCACCACAGAGUCGCUAAAAAGAUUGGCAAUGUUUGCAAGGAAAAGGUUUAGUGGCUGCUUGAUUGGUUUGACGGGUAGUGUGGGCAAGACCACCACGAGAGCUAUGAUAGCUUUGGCUCUGGAGAGCAUUGGGUCAGUUUACCAGAGCCCCGGAAACUGGAAUAACGAUAUCGGGGUUUCGUUGUCUCUUCUCGGGAUGCCGGGGAAUGUUGGGUUUGGGGUUUUGGAGAUGGGUAUGAGCAAGAGAGGAGAAAUCUUGGAGCUUGCUGGUAUUUGCAGGCCUAAUGUAAGGGUGAUUUUGAAUGUGGGAGCUGCACAUUUGGAGAAUUUUGCGAGCUUGGAGGAGAUCUCGAUUGCAAAAGGGGAGAUUUUGAGAGAGGCAACAAUGGGGGAUGUUUGUGUUUUGAAUGCCGAUGAUCCUCUUGUUAUGGACCUUGCUGUUCCUGCUGGUGUCAAGAAGGUGCUAUUUGGAAGGAGACAAGGCUCUGAUGUUCGGCUAGUUUCAAUGCAGAGUAUAGAUGGUGGUCUUAAAGUAGAGACCGUUUUGGAACAUAAUGAAGAAACGGUCAAAUUUGUCAUUCCAAGUCCAGGCCUGCAUUUGGCUCUAAAUGCUUGUGCAGCUGCGGCUGUUGCAACUUCCUUGGGAGUUCCUCUUGCUCUAGUCGGAAAAUCCUUGUCCAGGUUCAUUCCUGUCCCAGGGAGGUCUGAGUUUCAAGUUACUACAAACGGUAUUAACAUAAUAAACGAUGUCUACAAUGCAAGCCCUGUCAGUACAAAACAUGCACUCGAAUCACUAAGUGAUAUUCACUGCUACGGUAAAAGAGUUGCUAUUCUUGGGGACAUGCUUGAACUUGGUCCGACCGAGAUCAAGUUACAUGAACUGAUUUUACAGCAUUGUCUGGAUACUCGUGUUGAUUUGGUCGCACUAGUUGGCAAGAGGUUUCUGGCAGCAGCUAAUAAUUUACAGGUGGGGCAGGAGAUAAAUAUGCUACAUGCUUACGAUUCUGAAAGCCUUGCAUCCGACAUUUUGGAGUACUUGCACUGUGGUGAUGUUGUUUUGGUGAAGGGUAGCCGUGGAAUGAAAAUGGAGAAAAUAGUUCACGCGAUCAAGUCCUAUAGUUCUAACAAUGUGCAAAGACAGUUCUACUGCUAACUUAACAACCAAAAAGUCGCUUUCUUUUUUAUUGUAAGAUCGAUUUGGGGAUUCAACGGCUCCCAAAAGUCGCAUAAUUUUCUUUUCAUCUUUCCAUUUCAAUCUUCAUACUACACCAACACCACGAAAGGUACUGUAAAACUUAAAAGUAUGUAAUAAACUAGGUGUUCGGUUCUACAAA